Messenger RNA from Agelaius phoeniceus (red-winged blackbird), 2623 nucleotides. RefSeq names its product ELAV like RNA binding protein 2 (gene ELAVL2). Gene Ontology annotation, molecular function: RNA binding. Gene Ontology annotation, cellular component: ribonucleoprotein complex. Lineage: Eukaryota; Metazoa; Chordata; Aves; Passeriformes; Icteridae. The record is from RefSeq and is a predicted model, not a curated record.
CAUCUGUCUGUGGGUAGGAUCUCUUUACUAACAGCAGUCUCAAGCUCUGGCAGUGGUCAGGAGCCUUUCUGUUUGUUCUGUUGUGGCUGUAUUUCACAUCUGGACUACCUGUAAUAAUCUGCAAAUGGCCUAUUAGCUUUUGUGGUAUCCUUCUAGCAUUGUUCAGUGUAAUUCUAACUGGAUUUUCAGUGAUGUUUUAGUUAAAACAAAGAACAAUAUUCUUGGUUACAAAAUACUCUCAUGAAAAACACUUGCAUGUUUUUUUCCAGUUAUUGCACUUGAUAAAUCCUUGACUCUACUGCCACUUUUAUGUGCAGUGGUACUUUUAAACAGCUGUUGCAGGGAAGCUUAGUGAAUACCAUCUGCACAAGAUUUUCAUUUACCUAAUUUUUAAAACCCAGGAUUUUGAGAAUGGAAUUAAUUCUGACAUAGUACUUUGUCAUCUUUGUGUAUUUUUUUUUCCUGUGGGCUGGGAAAGACAUGUAAAGGGAGCUGUAGUGCAUGAUCAUCUUAUGUGCUGAUGGAAAAUAAACUCACUGUAUUUCUUCACUUUCCUUUUCAGUCUUGAAGAUUUAAAAAAUUGUUUUGUGAUACAGUUUCUUUUAGGCAUGGUGUGGUACUGAAGGUAGUUGCCGUAGUAGAUGCAGGAGUUACUAGACUGCAUUAUCUUUUAAGUCUUCUUAAAAAUAAGCAUCUUAUUUCACGUAAGAAAAAUAAUUUUACAACUGAAUUUGUUAAGAUUAGAUUGGAAUUGCCUCAAAUCCAAUUAAGCCACACUGCAUGGACGUGCUGGGAAUAUAAAUGCAAUUACUGUAAAUUUGUACAAACUGAUUUGUUGCAUUAUCUUGCUAAUCUAACAUACAGUACUUUUUGUGUCCAUAUUGCAGACGGCAACUCCAAACUAACAUGGCAGUCAGACUGUGUGAUGUGGCUUCUCUGCUUAGAAGUGGUUCGUGGGCAGCAGAGCCUUGGACUGGGCAGGUAAUUGCUGCCAUGGAAACACAACUGUCUAAUGGACCAACUUGUAAUAACACAGCCCAUGGUUCAGCCACCAUAAACAAUUGCUCAUCACCAGUUGAUUCUGGGAACACAGAAGACAGCAAGACCAAUUUAAUAGUCAACUACCUUCCACAAAACAUGACACAAGAGGAACUGAAGAGUCUCUUUGGCAGCAUUGGGGAGAUAGAAUCCUGCAAGCUUGUCAGGGACAAAAUAACAGGACAGAGCUUGGGUUAUGGUUUUGUGAACUACGUUGACCCCAAGGAUGCCGAAAAAGCUAUCAAUACCCUAAAUGGAUUGAGACUACAAACUAAGACUAUAAAGGUUUCUUAUGCACGACCAAGUUCAGCUUCUAUCAGAGAUGCAAAUUUGUAUGUUAGUGGACUUCCAAAAACAAUGACCCAAAAAGAACUGGAACAGCUCUUUUCCCAAUAUGGACGUAUUAUUACUUCUCGUAUUCUGGUUGAUCAAGUCACUGGGGUGUCACGGGGCGUGGGGUUUAUCCGGUUUGACAAGCGAAUUGAAGCAGAAGAAGCUAUCAAAGGCUUGAAUGGCCAGAAACCUCCAGGUGCCACAGAGCCCAUCACUGUAAAGUUUGCUAACAAUCCAAGCCAAAAAACCAAUCAGGCCAUUCUUUCCCAGCUGUACCAUUCUCCAAACAGAAGGUAUCCUGCCCCUCUAGCUCAGCAGGCUCAACGUUUUAGGUUGGACAAUCUGCUCAACAUAGCUUAUGGAGUAAAGAGGUUUCCUCCAAUGACCAUUGAUGGAAUGACCAGUUUGGCCGGAAUUAAUAUCCCUGGACAUGCAGGAACUGGGUGGUGCAUUUUUGUGUACAACUUGGCCCCUGAUGCUGAUGAGAGUAUCCUCUGGCAGAUGUUUGGACCCUUCGGAGCAGUGACCAACGUGAAGGUCAUCCGUGACUUUAACACCAACAAGUGCAAAGGUUUUGGAUUUGUGACUAUGACAAACUACGAUGAGGCAGCUAUGGCAAUAGCCAGCCUGAACGGAUACCGCCUUGGUGACAGAGUACUGCAGGUCUCCUUCAAAACAAACAAAACGCACAAAGCCUAACAAGUUAUUCUCAGUGCAUUAAUACAUGAAAACUAUACAACAAAGGCGAUUUACAGGAAGCUUUAUGCAUUAGUAAAUGCCUUUGUUGUAUGCCAGUGUGGAAAUGGGGAUAAAAUGACUACUUAGCAUCCUAAGAAUAUGUGAGAUUUUUUUAUUGCUACUAUUUGAAUUAGAACUUCUUAACUAUCUUUUGUGUUUGAGUAUUGACAAGAGGUACAGGGUUUUUACCUGUCACAAUGCGUAUUCUAUUGCCUUCUUUGAAGAAGGUGGACCUUUUAAAAUGUUUCAGCUAAGGGAAGAAGUUUUUUUUCUUUAUACAUGACUGCCUUUAAUCUAUGAGUAAAUAUCAAGGCUUUGUGUAAUACUAUAUUUUUUUUGUCAUUUCUUGAUUUGCUUUGUGUUUAAUUUACAUUGUAAUGCAAUAUUGUUUUGUUGUUCAAGAAAAGUAUCUGAAGUUUACAUUUUAUUUAUAAAGUUAUAAGCAGUAUUUAUUUCAUCAUCUUCAUUUGGGUUGGGGAGUGGGAACACAUUAUAAAAGCUUAUUGUAAGAAUA